ACCCCUCCUCCUCUCCCGGCCUCUUCUCCGGCAGCCCACCAUCACCACCAGGCACCCCCCCUCUUUUUUUUCCUCCGUGGGCCCGAGAUAUGGCAAUGGUAGUUAGCAGCUGGCGAGAUGCGCAAGAGGACGUGGCCGGGGGCGGCCCCACCGGAGCAGCUCAGCCGGGCCGGGACCCGCAGCAAGGGGCCUCGGCGGCCCCCCACACGCCGCAGACGCCCAGCCAGCCGGGCGCGCCGUCCACGCCGGGCGACAAGGGGCAGCAGCAGCAGGGAUCGGGCCAGAGCCAACAGCAGCAGCAGCAGCACAUCGAGUGCGUGGUUUGCGGCGACAAGUCCAGCGGCAAGCACUAUGGGCAGUUCACCUGCGAGGGCUGCAAAAGUUUCUUCAAGCGAAGCGUCCGCAGGAACUUAACGUACACUUGCCGGGCCAACCGGAACUGUCCCAUCGACCAGCACCACCGCAACCAGUGCCAGUACUGCCGCCUCAAGAAGUGCCUCAAAGUGGGCAUGAGGCGGGAAGCGGUUCAGCGAGGAAGGAUGCCUCCGAGCCAGCCGAACCCGGGCCAGUACGCGCUGACCAACGGCGACCCUCUGAACGGCCACUGCUACCUGUCAGGCUACAUCUCGCUGCUGCUGCGCGCUGAGCCUUACCCGACGUCCCGCUACGGCAGCCAGUGCAUGCAGCCCAACAACAUCAUGGGCAUCGAGAACAUCUGCGAGCUGGCGGCGCGGCUGCUCUUCAGCGCCGUCGAGUGGGCCCGCAACAUCCCCUUCUUCCCGGACCUGCAGAUCACCGACCAGGUGGCCCUGCUGCGCCUCACCUGGAGCGAGCUCUUCGUCCUCAACGCGGCCCAGUGCUCCAUGCCUCUGCACGUGGCGCCUCUCUUGGCCGCCGCAGGCCUCCACGCCUCGCCUAUGUCCGCAGACCGCGUGGUGGCCUUCAUGGACCACAUCCGCAUCUUCCAGGAGCAAGUGGAGAAGCUCAAGGCCUUGCACGUCGACUCGGCCGAGUACAGCUGCCUCAAGGCCAUCGUCCUCUUCACGUCAGAUGCCUGUGGCCUCUCGGACGCGGCGCACAUCGAGAGCCUGCAAGAGAAGUCUCAGUGCGCCCUGGAGGAAUACGUGCGGAGUCAGUACCCCAACCAGCCCAGCCGCUUCGGCAAACUGCUCCUCCGGCUGCCUUCUCUGCGCACCGUCUCGUCGUCGGUCAUCGAGCAGCUCUUCUUCGUCCGCUUGGUAGGUAAAACCCCCAUCGAGACGCUCAUUCGAGACAUGCUGCUCUCCGGCAGCAGCUUCAACUGGCCUUACAUGUCCAUCCAGUGUUCAUAGAGCACCUCCUGGGCUCCCCCGCUUAGAGACCCUGAGAGGAGGAGGAGGAGGAGGAGGAAGGCCUCCAGCCCAGCCAGAGACCGGCCCAGACAACAACCACCUUGGGGGCGCACGCAGCCGGGUGGGGGGAUCCGAGGAGAGAGAGAGGCAGAAAGAAAGAGGGGAGGAAGACAGACAGAGAGAGAGAGAGGAGCAGACCCCUCAGACACUGCACGAAAGACUCGCUUAGGAUCAGACCCCGGCUGAGAGAGGCGGUGAUGAUGAUGAUGAUAAUGAUGGUGAUGAAGGCGAAAUGGACACCUCGUAUUUUGUGGAACAAACCAUUGACACUGAGAUGGGAAACUUUAAACAAAAACCAUUUUAAAAAAGGACCGAAGAGAUUAAAACAAAAACUCCCCCCUAAAAAAAGAAGAAGACUAGAAUGGAUUUCCCUGGAUUUAUGAUGGAUGGACUGAGGUGGAUCUAUCGUCUGUACAGCAAAACAAAACACACAGUUUAAGAGACCGAACAAACAAACAAACAAAAACCUGGAGCCGAAUUGAACUGGUGGACGGGGUGAGGGAAAGAGGGAGGGGGACCCAAAGGCGAAACACUUUCCACGAACAUUGUUCUUCAUUUUGUAAGAUAUUAGUCUUUAUUUUCACUUUUUUUGUAAAAUUUAAAACAUCGUAUGCGCAUAAAGGAGGCGAGAGGGGAGGGGGAAAAACACCACAAGAAACAAACAAGAAUUAGGGGAGGGGGGAAAAUAACAUUUUCCAAAUAAUUAUUAAAAAACAACAACAAGGAAUUGUUCUGUGUGUAUGUAUCUAUAUCUGUUUUGUAUUUCUUUCUGGUUCCAAACCAGGCUUCCUGUGAUUCUAUACUAAUAAUUUUUUAUAUAA
This is a messenger RNA of Lacerta agilis (Sand lizard), 2212 nucleotides long. RefSeq names its product nuclear receptor subfamily 2 group F member 1 (gene NR2F1). The record is from RefSeq and is a predicted model, not a curated record. NCBI's taxonomy places the organism in Eukaryota, Metazoa, Chordata, Lepidosauria, Squamata, Lacertidae. The transcript is spliced from 3 exons. Gene Ontology annotation, biological process: negative regulation of transcription by RNA polymerase II; cell differentiation; positive regulation of transcription by RNA polymerase II. The coding region runs from base 90 to 1331 and encodes 413 amino acids. Gene Ontology annotation, molecular function: RNA polymerase II cis-regulatory region sequence-specific DNA binding; nuclear receptor activity; zinc ion binding.